Molecule: messenger RNA, 1067 nt
Organism: Salvia hispanica
Lineage: Eukaryota; Viridiplantae; Streptophyta; Magnoliopsida; Lamiales; Lamiaceae
Product: chaperone protein dnaJ 50-like
Biological process (GO): protein folding
Cellular component (GO): endoplasmic reticulum membrane
Source: RefSeq, a predicted model, not a curated record
AACAAACUCCCAAUUCUGGGCGCAGACCCUAGUCAAUACGGCGGCUAAUGGAGCCAUUAACUUCUAACCGCUGGAGCCUUCUCACAUUGAUCUUCCUGCUCUUCCUCCUCAUUCAACCAUCUCUUUCCAUCUACUGUGACGAAGACGAUUGCUACGGAAGAUACGCAAUCACUUCUCUCUCCAUUUUCGCUUAUUUUAUGGAUUUUGUUAAAAAAAAAAAAAUUAUCCCGUUUACAUUGUAAUUAAAGGGUCACUCAAAGCGCCAAUGCCUCCGAGAUCAAGAAAGCUUACUACAAGCUCUCUCUUAAACAAUAAGUUUUCUGGUAUUCUACAAUACGGCAAGGUACUACAAUGCUUACUACGGUCAUAAGACAGAUUUCAGUAUCUUAACCAAUGGACAGGGUAUAACCAGGCCAUUGACAUGGUGAAGAAGACUCCAGCUUAUAAAAAUAAGCUAAAAGCUAUGGAACUUGAACGCACUGGGGGAGUAACAAACAAGAAGAAGGGUAACAAGCAGCUGAACAAGCAAUUGGUGGAGGAUCUGAGCAAGGAACUUGAGCUGCAGAUAAAAGGAGCUGAAAAGCCUUCUCUUUGGGAGCUUCUUGAUGUUCGUGUCAUUUUACUGCCUUACACUAUGGGAAAGGUGAAACAAAAACCAUAUUCUUGGGAAGAUGCCUCCUAUCUUACUAGAAGAUCUCUUGGGGUACCUUUUGACUCGUGGAGAGACAUAGGUGAAUCAACGAAGGACGACCUUGUCCAAAGACGUCUGUGGGUAAAAGCCAACUUGGAUAGCUACCGCGCCGAGAUGAGGAAAGAAUCAAAGCGCCGAAGAUAGGAGAUAACCCCGAGAGUCUUAAGAUACAACUGCAGCAUUUGGUUGCCUUGGUUCUAUUUUACUUCCGAGAGAAUUUUGGUGGAAUUUUGAUAGUCAAUGUAGCAAUAACUUAAUCACUUAUAUUAUUUACACAGCACUGGGCCUGGGCAGGAUCCCUCCAACCCCAACCAGCUACUCAAUACACGAACAACACAACAUAUUACAGGAAUGGAUGCAAUAAUUAUUAUAGUUA